Molecule: messenger RNA, 3451 nt
Organism: Drosophila subpulchrella
Lineage: Eukaryota; Metazoa; Arthropoda; Insecta; Diptera; Drosophilidae
Gene: sbr
Product: nuclear RNA export factor 1
Exons: 10
Coding region: 524-2578 (684 amino acids)
Biological process (GO): poly(A)+ mRNA export from nucleus
Cellular component (GO): nucleus; cytoplasm
Molecular function (GO): RNA binding; protein binding
Source: RefSeq, a predicted model, not a curated record
AGACCACCGAUUGCAAAACAACACUUAACACUUAACAUUUUACCUGCUUUUUUGCCUUCCCGCAGCGUUGAUAUCGCAAAUAUAUAAAUUUUCCGGUUACAGAAGGCCAUUAGAAGUUGGCAAGUACCAAAAAAAACACAAGAAUUUGCGCAAAACCAUCGGGCCAAAGCCAUCUAUCGAAAGCAGAUCGCUCUUCACUAAGAGAGCAACUAAAUAAGUGUUGAAUUUCAUAAAAUUGCGUUGUAUGUGGUUUGCCGAAAAUUUGGCAAAAAACAAAAGCGAUUUAGAGGAUUUAUUGCAGACGCAAGUAAUUUGCAGUGAUUUGCACGCAGAAUUUGGCGCUACUUUCUGAAGAUUUGCAUUUUUUGCGCAAAUAUAAAAACAGCUCGUUUUUUAUUUUUUGCUUGGCCACAAGAGUUUUCACAAUAACAACAACAAGGCAGCGAAAAACGUGGUAAACUAAGCAUCCUUUGUUAUUGCUAUUGUUGUACAAAUUUCUGGGAAGAAACGAACCAAAACCAAGAUGCCCAAGCGCGGCGGCGGCGGAGGAGGCGGCGGUGGCCAGCGGUACAACAACAACAACGUCGGCAAUGGGGGCGGACGUUACUCCGUUCUCGAGGAUUUCGAUGAAGUAGAGGAUCGCCAACGACGCAAGGAUCGUAACAAACGUCGCGUCAGCUUUAAACCCUCGCAGUUUCCGCACAACAAAAAGGACAUCAAGCUGCGUCCCGAGGAUCUACGCCGCUGGGACGAGGACGACGACAUGAGCGACAUGACCACAACCGUCAGGCAGGAUCGACCCACCUCCCGGCGACGUGGAUCGCCCAUUCCGCGCGGCAAGUUUGGCAAACUGAUGCCCAACAGCUUUGGCUGGUAUCAAGUGACGUUGCAAAAUGCACAGAUCUACGAAAAGGAAGCCAUUUUGCGUGCCUUAUUGGCAGCAAUGUCGCCGCAUGCCUUCAUACCGCAAUAUUGGCGAGCGGAGCGCAACUGCGUGGUCUUCUUCACCGACGACUACGAGGUGGCCGAGCGCAUCCAGCAUCUGGGCAAGCACGCCCAGCUACCCGAUGGAUACAGGCUAAUGCCGCGUGUGCGCAGCGGUAUACCACUGGUGGCCAUCGACGAUGCCUUCAAGGAGGCAAUGAAGGUGACCAUGGCCAAGCGUUACAAUGUACAGACCAAGGCACUGGAUCUCUCCCGCUUCCAUGCCGAUCCCGAUCUCAGGCAGACCUUUUGCCCACUCUUCCGGCAAAACGUGAUGAGCGCCGCCAUCGACAUUAUCUGCGACAAUAUACCCGAUCUGGAGGCCAUUAACCUGAAUGAGAACAAUAUGACCAGCAUGGAGGCCUUCAAAGGUGUGGAGAAGCGCAUACCGAACCUCAAGAUUCUCUAUUUGGGGGAUAAUAAGAUACCAUCACUAGCCCAUCUUGUGGUCUUUCGCAACCUGUCCAUUCUGGAACUUGUCUUAAAGAACAAUCCGUGCCGUUCCCGCUAUAAGGACACGCAGCAUUUUAUCAGCGAAGUACGUCGCAAGUUCCCCAAACUGAUCAAGUUGGAUGGGGAGACACUGGCGCCGCAGGUCACCUUUGAUAUAACCGAGCAGGGACGCAUUCUCGAGACGAAGGCCUCCUUCCUGUGCGACAACGCUGGCGCCGAGGUGGUGCGCCAGUUCCUGGACCAGUAUUUCCGCAUAUUCGAUUCGGACAACCGCCAAUCCCUGCUGGAUGCCUACCACGAGAACGCAAUGCUGUCCAUAACGAUGCCGUCGGCCAAUCAGGCGGGCAGGCUGAACAGCUUCUGGAAAUUCAAUCGCAACCUGCGUCGAUUGGUGAACGGCGAAGAAAACCGCACUCGCCACCUGAAGUACGGACGCCUGGCCUGCGUUUCCACGCUGGACGAAUGGCCAAAGACGAUUCACGAGCGUCGCACCUUCACCGUCGACCUGACCAUUUUCAAUACUUCCAUGAUGGUGUUCACGGUGACGGGAUUGUUCAAGGAGCUGAACAGCGAGGCCAGCACCUCCUCCUCCAUGUCCACGCACUACGAGCUGCGCCACUUUGCCCGCACCUACGUGGUGGUGCCGCAGAACACCGGCUACUGCAUCCGCAACGAGACCAUCUUCAUCACGAACGCCUCGCAGGAGCAGGUGCGUGAGUUCAAGCGCUCGCAGCACCAGCCGGCUCCGGGGUCCAUGGCCAGCACUUCGUCGACGGCGACCAGCGCGCAGUCGCAGCCUGUGACGACGGGUCUGCAGGGUCGUCUGAAUCCGGUGGGCGUGGCGACUGGGCCGGUGGCCAUUUUGCCAGGACCACCGAUUGCAUCCAGCGCACCGGUGAGCAGCGGCAGUGCCGCCAUAUCGACAGGAGCAUUGGCUCCCAGUGGCGCACCAGCAGCGGGAUUGCAGGAUGAAAACACCAAAAUGCAGAUGAUCCAAGCCAUGAGCGCGCAAAGCCAAAUGAAUGUGCUCUGGAGCCGCAAAUGCCUGGAGGAAACGAAUUGGGAUUAUAAUCAUGCCGCCUUCGUUUUCGAGCAACUCUUUAAGGAAAACAAAAUACCGCCCGAGGCUUUUGUCAAGUAAAUCGACAGACAUUUGAGCAGCCCCCGAAGAACAGAGCCAAGUGCCACACGUAUACAAAAUCAAAUGUUUUUGUUUAUUUGUUUUUGUUUUGUAAUUAAAUACUUAUAAUUAAUUUUUUUUAGAGUCACAUCUAAAUUGUAAUGAACUGAGAAGUUGUGCGCACAUGCGGGCAGUGGCGAUUGUUAGCCCCCAACUCUGCGGGCCAUGAGCCACAACUAUCCCAGCCUUUGAUAGGUAUAUAUUUAACUAGCUUUAAGUUCCGUAUGCAGAACCCCUGGCCAACUUAAAAACUUGAGCGCCAGGUCGAUGUAUCUGCCAACGGUUAUCCCUUUUAGAAUUUAAAACUGUUUUAUAUCCCUAAGAAACCACACACAAAAAAAAAGAAGAAAAUACACAAUAAUUCUGUAUACAACAAUGUUGUCGAAACAAACGCAAAAACAAUUAUUAUUUAACCACAAAAAAAGAAACCCUAAACAAGCCCCACCAAGGCUUUCCUGGAAACGGCGAUGUCUGGAAGUGCAUGUGUUGCGCCAAUCCCAAGUAUCCAAUUAUGCCCAUUCCGCCUUCCCUGCUCCUCAAGUAGCCUUAACUUUUGUACACAAAGACCAUCGAACGAAAACAAACACUUUGUUUAACUACAACAAAUAAACAUUUAUUAAUAGUGACAUUGGACUAAAAAUAAUAAUGACCACUGUGUAAAUUUUGUAAUGACUCAGAAACCAACAUUACCUUUAUUCCUUAAUAGCAAAAAUAAUAACAUUAAAUGCUUAGUCCUAAGUCCACUUGAAUUUAAGUUUGUGUGGUAUAUAGGAUUAUAUACAUGAAUACAAUAAGUGUAGAAUCAUAAAUAAAUUGAUCAGAAUCGAAUGAGAA